AUGCCGACGCCGGUGCAUCUCAUCCCGACAGCGCCUCUCAGCAGCCUGUGCACCUCAUUGUCAUCUCACCCCAAGUUGGUCAUCUCACUAAAUGGAAAAGACCUAUCGUCAAACCCACCGUACAAUAGCAUCUUUUUCACAAUGUCUGCAUCCAAUCUCACUUCACGCCCGCCUUUCUCAUCCCUUCCUUUGGACCCAAACGGACCUCCCGGGAAUGCAUGGGGUCUCUAUGGUAAAGACGACAAGCUGGGAGCGCUAAACCUCCUCACCCCUGCUGUCGUCGCCGCCGCCGCAGCUUCAGAAAUUCGAACCGGUGACCGGGUGUCACUAGACUGGUCGCUGAACAACCCGUCCCAACCAAGCUUCGAUCGAGCGCCGUUCGAGUCGAAGCUUGUCAAUCGCACAAAGAUUGACGGUGAGGGGAGAACCGUCAAUGACGACAUCCUACACUUUAACACGCAGUGUAGUAGCCAGUGGGAUGGGUUCAGACACUAUGGAUACCAAAAAGCGAAAAGAUACUACAACAACACCACGCAGGAAGAUUUGGACAACCCUGAAAACAUAGGCAUUGACGGUGAGUAA
Colletotrichum truncatum is the source of this 582-nucleotide messenger RNA. The record is from RefSeq and is a predicted model, not a curated record. NCBI's taxonomy places the organism in Eukaryota, Fungi, Ascomycota, Sordariomycetes, Glomerellales, Glomerellaceae.